Messenger RNA from Aplosporella prunicola CBS 121167, 1572 nucleotides. RefSeq lists its product as uncharacterized. The transcript is spliced from 5 exons. The coding region runs from base 63 to 1187 and encodes 374 amino acids. Gene Ontology annotation, molecular function: peptidyl-prolyl cis-trans isomerase activity; protein binding. Lineage: Eukaryota; Fungi; Ascomycota; Dothideomycetes; Botryosphaeriales; Aplosporellaceae. Gene Ontology annotation, biological process: protein folding; protein peptidyl-prolyl isomerization. Gene Ontology annotation, cellular component: intracellular membrane-bounded organelle. The record is from RefSeq and is a predicted model, not a curated record.
CUGCUUCUUACCUACUGCUCCCCACCACUCCCUUCGCUCACUCACAUCCUUCACCCGUCGCAAUGGCAGACAACAAGCGCAGCCGUGUUUUCUUCGACAUCAAGGUCGGCAAGCAGGAUGCCGGCCGCAUCUGCUUCGAGCUGUACAAUGACAUCGUUCCCAAGACGGCCGACAACUUCCGCGCCCUGUGCACCGGCGAAAAGGGCACGGCCAAGGCGGGCGUGCCGCUGCACUACAAGGGCUCGGGCUUCCACCGCGUCAUCAAGCAGUUCAUGAUCCAGGGCGGCGACUUCACGGCCGGCAACGGCACCGGCGGCGAGAGCAUCUACGGCGAGAAGUUUGAGGACGAGAACUUUGCCCUCAAGCACGAGAAGCCCUUCCUGCUGUCCAUGGCCAACGCGGGCCCCGGCACCAACGGCUCGCAGUUCUUCGUCACGACGGUCCCCACGCCGCACCUGGACGGCAAGCACGUCGUGUUUGGCGAGGUCCUCAACGGCAAGUCGAUCGUGCGCCACAUCGAGAACCUGCCUACGGGCGGCCAGGACCGUCCGGUCGAGGGCAGCUACCCCGUCAUUGUUGACUGCGGCGAGCUCACGGGCGACGCCUACGACAAGUGCACCGAAAAGACGCCCGACAGCACCGGAGACCCGUACGAAGACUACCCCGAAGACCAGUCGGACACGCUCACUGCGCCGGAGAUUCUGCAGAUCGCGACCGCGCUCAAGGACAUGGGCAACGCGGCGUUCAAGGCAGGCGAUGCGCGCCUCGGCCUCUCCAAAUACCAAAAGGGCCUGCGCUACUUGAACGAGAACCCGGAAAUCAGCGACGACGAGGCCAAGGCGCACCCGGAGCUGGCCAAGCAGCUGCAGGCCCUCCGCUUCACGCUGUACAACAACAGCGCGUUGCUGGAGAACAAGACGGGCGCGCCGGACGCUGCCGCCGCCAGCGCCACAAAGGCUCUCGAGGUCCCGGGCGUGGGCGACGCGGACCGCGCCAAGGCGCUGUUCCGGCGCGGGCAGGCGCGCGAGGCGCGCAGAAACGAGGACGACGCCAUUGCGGAUUACGAGGAGGCGCAGCGGCUGCUGCCGGGGGAUAAGGCGGUGGCCGCGGCGCUGGUGGCCGCGAAGAAGAAGCUCGCCGAGUUUAGGCGGAAGGAAAAGGCGGCUUAUGCGAAGUUCUUUGAGUAGGGGGUGGGGGUUGCAGAUUGUUGAUCGGGCUAGAUGGUUGGGUGGAUGAAUGGGUGGAUCGGGGGUCUGGCUGGCGUUUGCUUUGGUUGGGUGGGUGGAUGCGGGUUGGUGUGGAUUGAUGGGAUGGUGUUGCGGGCAGGGAAGCGGGAAGGGAUGGAUAGAUGGAUGGAUGGGUUAGUGGGUGGGUGGAUGGAUGGAUGGAGGACAUGGGUUGCACAUGCAAUUGCAGAUGCAUUCGGCUGCGUGAGUAGUCAGUAGAUGCAUACUCUUACCUCUACUCAUACUCAACUCCCACGCCUUCUAGAUAGAUAGAUAGUCCCCCAUAAAACACACACAUAACACAACACAUAACGACAGAUUGAUUCCUUCAGCUCCAUCCUCCUCC